AUGGACAUAGUCUUUGAUCGUUUCGUGGUCGGUCGAAAUAUCAAAAUACUGGCCACGCAAGUUCAUUUCCAUCGACUGGAACACAUCAAUAAAUUCGUCACAGUCAAAAGUACACGUGAAUCCGCGUAUGUUUUGGCUGUAACUUCAGCCGGAAUCUCACAUGCGGUCACAAAAGCCUGUAGUUCGGGGAUGCAUGACAGCUGCGGUUGCGACCGAACCAUCUACGAUCAUGAACGCCAACCAAACUUCGAGUGGUCGGGGUGUUCGGACAACAUACACUUUGGAGCUGCAUUUUCCAGAAAAUUUCUAGACUCGCGAGAAAAAAGUCGUGUUCUCAGAAACCCGAAGCUUGGACUUACGAACCUACACAAUAACCAUGUUGGUCGACAAGCUGUCGUCAACAAGAUGGACAUUAAAUGCAAAUGCCACGGAGUAAGCGGCUCCUGUGAAAUGCGGACGUGCUGGCGCGCCCUCCCCGAUUUUCGUUCGGUUGGAAGCCAACUGCGGGAACUCUUCCAAGAUGCAGUACUGGUUGAAUAUGUUAACAACCGCCUGGUUCCCAAGUCAGCCCUCUAUAGGCUGGCGCCAGUUCACAUCGGAAACGGCUAUUCACGAUCAAUGGCAUCGGAGUCUACAUCAAUCACUAAUCUCCCCAUGCCAAAAGAGAAUGAGCUCAUAUUCACCACACGGUCUCCUUCAUAUUGCCAUCACGAUCCACGUUUUGGAAGCAUCGGGACCUAUGGUCGACGGUGCAGUGUGGAUUCUAAGGGGCCGGAUAACUGCAACUUUCUUUGCUGUGGUCGGGAUUUCCGAAGGGAAGUGUUUUUGCAGCAAGAGAAAUGCAAGUGCAAGUUCCAUUGGUGUUGCGAGGUGCGAUGCGAAACCUGCGAGAAGACGGUUGUAGUUUCAACAUGCAACUGA
This is a messenger RNA of Mesocestoides corti, 921 nucleotides long. The record is from the annotation of a GenBank genome assembly. Lineage: Eukaryota; Metazoa; Platyhelminthes; Cestoda; Cyclophyllidea; Mesocestoididae.